UUUCUCUUCUCCAUAUAUCCAACCCCAGUCACUCCUUUAACCCCCUCAGCUCUCUUUAUCAUCCUUUGUUGUUGAUUUAUUUGUCAAAAAAAACAACUACAUACUUGUCUUUUUUUGCUCUCCAACCACUCACUAUUAACUACCACAAGUCGCGUUCUUCCUACGUCUGUUAUACCCCUUUUCCCAGUUAGCUAUGAUUUUCAACAAAAGCUAUAUCCCGUUUGCGCUUGCCGCUCUUCCUUACUUGGCUAAGGCCGAUGUGACCACCACCUCCAUUAUUUAUGUCACUGUCACCGAAACCUUGUUGACCCCAAGCGAGUCUGCUGCCGCUCUCGCGGAGUCAUCUGUUUCUGCUGCCAGUGCUGCGUCAGCUGCGUCAGCUUCUUCUGCCUCUGCCGCGUCAGUCGCGUCAGUUUCUGCUGCUUCUGCCGCCUCUGCUGCCUCUGCUGCCUCUGCUAUUUCUGCUAUUUCUGCUGCUUCUGUUAUUUCUGCUAUUUCUGCUGCUUCUGUUGCUUCAGCUGCAUCAGCCGCGUCUGCUUCAACUGCAUCAGUUGCCUCUGUUUCCUCCGUAUCAGCUGCUUCCGUCGCGUCUGUCAUUUCUGCUUCCAUUGCUUCAGUCGCGUCUGUAUCAUCUGCCUCCGCGGCUAUGGCUUCCGCUCUCUCCUCUGCUUCUGCUGCCUCGAUUGCUUCCGAUGUAUUCUACAAGUCGUAUGAAUCUGUGUUGGCCAAGUCGUCUGCUUCUGCUGCUUCUGUUGCCUCGGCCUCGUCUGUCUCUAUAGCCUCGGUUUCCUCAGCUUCCGCUGCCUCUGCUUCUCGUGCCUCCGUAGCUUCUCGCUCUUCCGAGGCCAUGAUAUCUGCCCAAGGUUUGAUUGCCAUUGCUUCUGAUAUCUCGAACUCCACCAGUCAUUCAUUCUCCUCCUACGCCAACUCUACUACCGCCUUUUCCAGUCAGUGGAGUACCACCGCGGUUUCUGCUACCACUACCGGACAACCUUUGUCUGCUGUUACUGCCGCCUCCGUAGCGAGUUCGUCUACCUCAAAGGCUGGUGCUAACGAUCUCCGCAUCCCAAUGAUGGGUGCUGGUGUCGUGGGCGCUUUGAUCGCCGUCUUGUUGUAAGGUUUCUGAAAGCUCAACCUGAAAAGAAAGUAUGAAGGUAAAAUGGGGUAAGCUGGAAACAUUUGGUUUCUGACUCUCCGCGUUACCACCCGCAGCUUCUUUUCAUGAUACGCCUAUCGAGACCUCCCUCUCUUUUUCUUUGGCUAGCCCAUUUCUGCUGGCAUGUUUUUACCUCUUGUUCGUCUUCUGGUGUUUUUCUUCGCUUUUUCCCCUCUCCGGCACUUGUCAUGUUGUAUUAUUAUCCUUUUUUGCUUUUUUUGCUCGUUCUAUUCCCUGGUUUUCCGUAUUGUAUCUGCAAGUCCCUCUAAAAACCUCUUGGAGUGUUGAUUUUUCGACUUGAGUGCCCAGAACAUACAUCCAUUUUCUUCAAGUUUGUCGGCUCUCUUUUUUACAUAUACCAUCUGUUUUCUCUGUUACUUCUGUC
This is a messenger RNA of Babjeviella inositovora NRRL Y-12698, 1541 nucleotides long. RefSeq lists its product as uncharacterized. The transcript has a single exon. The coding region runs from base 194 to 1117 and encodes 307 amino acids. NCBI's taxonomy places the organism in Eukaryota, Fungi, Ascomycota, Pichiomycetes, Serinales. The record is from RefSeq and is a predicted model, not a curated record.